UGAGUGCAUUCACAGCUGAUAACUAUGCCUGACUCAUUCAACUUUCUCUAGACAGGCAAAUACUCGGAAAUUCUUCCUGGGGCGGCACUGUGUAGGCCGAAGUGCAGUGCCUUUUCCCACUGCCUCAAGUCGGGCGAGUUGUAGGCGAUACUUUGCAGAGUUUGCUGUUUUUCUUCACGGAUAGACAGCAAACACUUUGCAAAAUAUAGGAAAGUGGAGGAGCGGGCAUCAGGGAAGGACUCCGUGUCUCUCUGUGAACUCCAUGCCGAUGAUUUAACAAGUUGACGGGGUUGUUUCUCUGACAGAAAAUAGCCCGUCGUAGCGACCGGCGAAGAGCGACGGGGAUUUACGGGGGUUUUAAAGGACUAGAGCCGGCCCAGGAAGAUGGCUUACUGUACGGGCUGCCUUAGGACUUUAUUUAUUUAUGUGCUAAUUGUCUAUAGUCUUGGAAUUACUGUCUCUCAGCAGUUGCACGAAAAAGACUUUGAAUUUACCGAUGUAGCUGAACAUUCUGUUAAAAAACGUGCAGUAGAUUCCACAUUACAAGAUGAUGAGGAUUUUUUAAAUGAUCAGUCUGAUGGCUCAGGCAAUGAUGAGGAGGAAGGGAGCACUACCUUAUCCCCUAUACCUGUCCCUGAUUAUCCAGAGUAUUACAGAGUGACUAUAAAUUUUACAUCCUUAACGUAUGAAGAUGCUUUAGCCAGUCGGAUUACGUCAAGAUUUCAACAACUUGCCCGCUUGCUAUCUCUCGACAUAGAACAGUUAUAUGCCACUACUGAGGGCCAGCAAAUGGCCACAGUUAUCCAAUUCCAACCUUCUGGGUCUGGCGUGCUUGUCUCCCUUGACCUGGGAACUCAGGGUUAUUACGAUAGACAACAACUCUACAGUACACUCAACUCAGUUGUCAAUGAUGGUUAUCUGGGAGCAAACAGGGUUAGUCCUCUAGGAUUCGGGUUCAGAGAACUGCGAAGGGAAACUACAACUCGUCGUGGUGAUUUACCUGGCCCCACCUGUGCGGCCAAUCAAUACCCAUGCGUCGACGGCACCUGUAUCCCAUCAGCCUACAGGUGUGAUAAUCAGCAGGACUGUCCUGACGGAUCUGAUGAGCUCAAUUGCCCAACAGCUCCCCCCAGCUGUAGGCCUGGAGAAUUCCAGUGUGUGACAGGCGAGUGUAUCUCCUCUUCCCAGGUCUGUGACAGGAACCCAGACUGUCUGGAUGUCAGCGAUGAGAGGAAUUGUCCCCCAGUUGGCCCUGGCUGUGGACCAGACGAGUAUAGGUGUUCUGAUGGGAGCUGUAUCCCUGUGCUGAAUCGCUGUGACAGCAGGGCUGACUGUCCGGACGGUGGAGAUGAAUUCAACUGCCCUUCCGUUCCUUGUGGAAACAACGAGUUUAGAUGUGAACGAGGGAAAUGUAUCGAUGUGCGACUCCGCUGCGAUGGCCGCGUUGACUGUCCUGAGAGCUCGGACGAACUCGAUUGUACGGCCUGCCUUGGGCGUGCUUUCCGUUGCGAUAACGGUCAGUGUGUGGCUAGUGGUAGCAACUGUAAUGGAGUGCGAGACUGUAACGAUGGUUCGGAUGAGGAGGGCUGUCUCCCUGCCUCCUGCGUAGAAGGUCUCUAUCGCUGUGAUAAUGGACAGUGCAUUGACAACGCUGCUCGCUGCAACGGCAUCGAUGAGUGUGCUGAUGGCUCUGACGAAAGAAACUGUCGUUGUCCUCCGGGAGACUUCCGUUGCCGUGAUGGCACCUGCAUUCCAGAAAGGGUCCGCUGUGACGCCAUUCAAGAUUGUGAUGAUGGAUCAGAUGAAGUCGAUUGCGAGGGCUGUGCUGACAGUGAGUUCACCUGUGUUGAUGGCACCUGCAUUGACGGCCGACGUAAGUGCGACCGUAUUCCCGACUGCGCCGGAGGCGAGGAUGAGGAGGGCUGUGUAAUAGGUAGACAGUGUCGUGAAGAUGAGUUUAGCUGUCGCAAUGGACAAUGCAUUGAACUGCCUUUGUUCUGUGACAGAAAGCCUGAUUGUUCUGACGCGUCUGAUGAAGAGGAUUGCCCUGAAUGCAGAGAGGAUGAGUUUAAGUGUCGCGACGGUACGUGCAUCGACGCUCAGCGUCGGUGUAAUCGCGUGCCCGAGUGCCCUGACCGCUCAGACGAAGAAGGUUGUGAGUGCCGUGAUAGUGAGUUCACCUGUAGAGAUGGCACCUGUAUCGACAGCCGUUUGAGGUGCAAUGGUAUCCCAGAAUGCCCUGACAGAACAGAUGAAGCUGACUGUGCAUGCAGACGUGAUCAGUUUCGGUGCAAUGAUGGGACUUGCAUCGAUGCACGUCGACGAUGUAAUCGUUACCCAGAAUGCCCUGACCGGUCCGACGAGGCCAACUGUCCCUGUGAUGACCCAGACUUCCGCUGUGGAGACGGAAGCUGCCUGGAUGGAGCUCGCCGAUGCGAUGGUCGCUCAGAUUGCCCGGACGGCAGCGAUGAACGUAACUGCCCGCGACGAUGUGAGCAGGGUGACUUUUAUUGUAAGAGCGGAGAGUGCAUAGACCCACGGAGACGCUGUGAUGGCCGGGUGGACUGUAGAGACCGGUCUGAUGAGGAAGAUUGUAGACCACGUUGCUCUCCAGGAGAAUUUGUGUGCAGCAGCAAUGGCCAGUGCCUUGACCCUCGGAGACGAUGUGAUGGACGAACAGACUGCCCGGACGCCAGUGAUGAGCUGGGUUGUCCACCGGAAACUUGCGGUCCCAAUGAGUUCACAUGUGGCAAUGGUGGAUGUAUUGAUGUGAGAAGGAAAUGUGAUGGUCGAAAUGACUGUGGUGAUAACACAGACGAAGAUGACUGUGUUCCGGUCACAUGCAGUCAAGCCAAGUUCACAUGCGAGAACGGUCGUUGUAUAGACAUCAGGAGAAAAUGUGACGGCCGAAAUGACUGCGGUGAUAACACCGACGAAGAUGACUGUGCUCCCCCUACAUGUCGUCAAGAUCAGUUCACUUGUGACAAUGGCCAGUGUAUCGAUGAGCGAAGAAAAUGCGAUGGCCGCAACGACUGUGGAGAUAACACUGACGAAACAAGCUGUCCCGUGCAAUGCGGAGGCAGUGAGUACCGCUGUAGAACAGGCCAGUGCAUUGACUCCCGACGUCGCUGUGACGGCAGACGAGAUUGUCCUGACAAUUCUGAUGAGGACAACUGCAGACCCAUCACUGUGGUUGUCAGCCCGCCACGCCUGGUUGUCAGAGUUGGGCAGGACAUCACAAUACAGUGUUCUGCCACCGGUGGGGCAAACAGGGAGUAUGUGGUACAGUGGAGCUUCCAGGGCAGGGCUCUGCCUGCCAGGUCCAGUGAAGUUGGAGGUCGCCUGACAAUCCCAGGUGUGACAGCAGUGGACUCAGGAGAGUACACAUGUACGGUGAUUGGUAUCCCAGGCUCCUACAGGGCCAUUGCUGUCGUGUCAGUGCAAGAGGUUGGUCCAACUCAGCGCCCCACUACGGAAGGUCCUUGUGGGCGAGAUCAGUCCACGUGUCAGAACGGUCAGUGCAUCCCUCGUGCUUAUGUCUGUGACGGUGAACGUGACUGCAGGGAUGGGUCAGAUGAGGAAAACUGUGUUCGUCUGCCGUGUGAACCUAACGAGUACAAGUGUAAUUCUGGGAAGUGUAUCAUGAAGAUCUGGAGGUGCGAUGGUGACAAUGACUGCGGAGACAACAGCGAUGAACAAAACUGUGGAACAACUGCCCCUGGUGCCCCAUGCCGCUAUGACGAGUACCAGUGCGUGAGUGGUAACCAGUGUGUGCCUGCCAGUUACCAGUGUGAUGGGGAAAUUGACUGUGUGGACAGAUCAGACGAGAUCGGCUGUGCUGGCCCCACCAUCACGGUACCCCCUCCUCCCAACGUGGAGGUGGAGAUUGGAGGCAGCUUCACCAUUGUCUGUGAGGCGGUGGGUGUUCCCACUCCUCUCAUCGUGUGGCGUCUCAACUGGGGCAACAUACCGCAGGGUCAGCGUGUGAGGACAACCAGUGUAAAUGGGCGUGGCACUUUGACCAUCACAAACUUGAUCGAUUCUGACCAAGGAGCAUACACCUGUGAGGCCAUCAACACAAAGGGCAGUGUGUUUGCCACACCUGAUGCUAUCAUCAUCACCAGAGUGACCCCUGGGCUGUGCUCACCACCACUGUACAAUGCUGAGGCCAAAGACCAGUCUCAGUGCUACCAAUGCUUCUGUUUCGGACAAACCAAGAAGUGUUACAGCAGUGGUCUGUCUGUCUCACAGAUUGCCCUGGGUUCAGAAUUACAGGUGAUCCGUCGAGACACCAAGCAGGCCAUUGAACAGGCCUUCAUUCGGUCUUAUCCUAACAAGAGAGAGUUUGGCAUCUCCGACUUCAGCAGGGUGUUGCCCACUGGCAGCUACUACUGGAACCUCCCAGUGCAGUACCUUGGGAACAAGCUUUCAAGUUAUGGCGGAGACCUGAAAUAUAACAUCUAUUAUGAGAAGAUUGGGGAAGACCAGCCAACUGGGGACCCAGACGCCAUUAUCUCUGGUAAUGGAAUCACGCUGUUCUACAGGGCUUUCCAGGGGCCCACAGCAGGGGUACAAGAGAAUGUUGUUAUCCCAUUGGUGGAGUCUGCAUGGGCCCGAGCAGAUGGACGUCGUCGUGGUGAUAUUGAGCCUGAUGCUGAGAUUGCUAGUCGAGGGGACCUGAUGAUGGUGUUGGAGAAUGUGACAGAGAUUUUGAUCAGAGCCACGUACGAUGUGGCACAGACAGAGAGCAGGAUUGGUAACAUUCUCCUGACAACAGCUGUUACAAGGGAUACUGGGCGUGGCCGGGCCAUUUCCGUGGAGGAAUGUACCUGCCCAACAGGGUAUACUGGACUCUCUUGUGAGAAAUGUGCACCAGGAUUUUUCCGUGUGAACAGGGGAGAGUACUUGGGUGACUGUCUGCCGUGUAACUGUCAUGGCCACUCCAACGACUGUGACCCACUUACUGGAGCCUGUAGUCGCUGUAUUCACAAUACGGCUGGACCGAGAUGUGACAGGUGUGCGGAUGGUUACUAUGGUGAUGCCAGGCGAGGAUCGCCUAAUGACUGUCAGCCAUGUGCUUGCCCACUAACAAUCCCCUCCAACAGGUUCUCGCCAACAUGUGCCCUAGGAGGAGAUGGCCAGAUGAGGUGUACAGCCUGUCCCCCGGGGUACGAGGGUCGUCAGUGUGAGAGGUGCUCCAUCGGUUAUGUGGGUAACCCCAGUGUGCCUGGGGACUCCUGUAGACCAGACUCUGGGGACAGGUGUGAUGAUCGAGGUACUCAGGAUGGUUCCUUAAUCCAAGGGGGUGUCUGUCGGUGCAAGGAAAAUGUGGAAGGUCCAUUGUGUAGCUCAUGUCAGCGUAACACCUUCUACCUGUCUGACAGUAACCCAUUAGGCUGUAUCUCCUGUUUCUGUAUGGGGAUGACCCAGACCUGCACCAGUACCUCAUGGAACAGAGCACAGAUUUCAGCCACCUUCACCACUGACCGUGCUGGCUUCAUGCUGACAGACAUGAUGAGGCGACAGACCGUGGAAGAGGGAUUCUCUGUCAACUACAACACACGUGAUCUCAGCUACAGAGCCUUCUCCAACCUGCCACAGAUAACUCACUACUGGUUCCUGCCCGAGAGAUUCCUGGGCAACAAGGUGACUGCGUAUGGUGGAUAUCUUCGCUACACCGUGACUUACAGACCAGGGUUUGACAAUACGCCACGCAGCGACCCAGAUGUGGAGAUCAUCGGCAAUGAUAUCGUGCUGAUCUACAGACACACAUCUCCUGUGGACCCCAAUACCCCACAGUCAUUCCAAGUCCCACUGUAUGAGCAAUAUUGGAUUCGCAGUGAUGGGGAACCAGCGACCAGAGAGCACCUGCUGAUGGCCCUGGCUGAUGUCUCUGCCAUCCUCAUCAAAGCCACGUACACCGCCACAACCACAGAGUCCAGUAUCCGUGAUGUGACUCUUGAUAUAGCUGAAAACCGUGUUACCGGCCAGGAUAGGGCUUUUGCUGUGGAGCAGUGUGUCUGUCCUCGAGGCUAUAGAGGACUGUCCUGUCAGGACUGUGAUACAGGCUAUACCAGAACUGGAGGUGGUCUCUACCUGGGACUCUGUGAGCCCUGCCAGUGUAAUGGACACAGCAACGAGUGUGACCCAGAAACAGGGGUGUGCAGGAACUGCCAGCACAAUACCGAGGGGGAUCGCUGUGAGAGGUGUGGAUCUGGAUACUUCGGAGAUGCUUCUCGUGGAUCCACUGCUGACUGCCAACAGUGCCCCUGUCCACUGACUGUAUCCCCCAACCAGUUCAGUCCCACCUGUAUUCUUGAUAAUGAUGGUCAGGUGACCUGCACAGCCUGUCCUGCAGGACACACAGGACGCCGCUGUGAGAGCUGUUUACCUGGUUACCAAGGCAACCCAUUAAGACCCGGAAGUUACUGCCAGCAGGUCACAGACAGACCCAGAGGUUUUCAGUCAGCUGAAGGUGUGGAGUGUAACUGUGACCUGAGAGGAACUGUCCCCAACACACAGUGUGAUGAGAGAGGCCAGUGUCAGUGUAAGGCAUUUGUGCAGGGAACCCGCUGUACCACAUGUAAAGAUGGGUACUUCCACCUGAGCCAGUCUAACCCCCAGGGUUGUCUCGAGUGUUUCUGUAUGGGAGUCACGGACAGGUGCUCCAGUUCUAACUAUUUCAGGGAUACAAUCCGACCGCUGAUCAACCCAGACGGGACGCACAACUUUGUCCUGACCAAUCGCAGAAUGAGUAACAUGAUCUCAGACGGCUUCGCAGUCAACGCAGCCACGGGAGAAUUCAGCUUUGACAAUUUCCGUGAGGUUCAGCGUGAGAGAGAGAGCUUGUUCUUCGCCCUUCCUGCCAAGUUCAAGGGCGACAAGGUGUCAUCUUAUGGUGGAAAGUUGACGUUCACCCUGGAGUACACAGCUUCUGAGGAAGGGAGCAAGUACAUGGAUGUGGAUGUAGAAAUUGUGAGCGGCAACCAGAGGAUGUAUUUGUUAUUUGACCCAUCAAUCAGUAGAGGUCAGACUCAGAGAUAUGAGAUCACCAUGGAUGAGAGCUCCUUCAGAAUGGUGGACGGCUCCAUGCCCAGCAGAGAGGGUUUCCUGUCCAUCGUGGCUAACAUUGAAGCCUUCCUGAUCCGCGCCACCUACGAGACUGUCAUGGUGUCAGCCACAAUCAGGGAUGUCAGCCUGGACAUCGCUGUGCCUCAGCCCACUGGCCUGGGUGAAGCCCCCAUGGUCGAGAGCUGCUCCUGCCCAGAGGGUUACAGUGGGCUCUCCUGUCAGACAUGUGCAGCCGGCUAUUUGAGGGUACAGGACACAACUACUCCCCUGGGGAGAUGUAUCAGGUGUAACUGUAAUGGCCACGGCACCUCCUGUGACCCUCAGACUGGCAGGUGUCUGAGUUGUCAACAUAACACUGAUGGUGAACGCUGUGAGAGAUGUGCACCUGGUUUCUAUGGUGAUGCUACUGUUGGAACGCCCAAUGACUGCAGACCUUGUGCUUGCCCAUUAACCAUUCCAUCCAACAGGUUCUCCCCUGUGUGUCACUUAGAACAGGAUGGUCAGCUCACCUGUGACCGUUGUCAGCAGGGCUACACUGGACGGGACUGCGGAGAGUGUGCCCAGGGUUAUAGAGGUAACCCCAGAGAGUUAGGUGGAAGGUGUGAACGCUCUACAGACUCUCUGAGACCGAGAGUGUCUGUGACCCCAGUGAGAAUCCAGGAGCCAAUCGGCGGCACAGUGGUGAUCAGCUGUCGUGUUGACGGACGGGGGCCGUUUAAUGUUGUGUGGGCGCGUGCUGAUGGGCGCCCAGUUGCCCCCAGAGGGAGAGUUGGACCAUCCAAUGAGCUGACCAUUCGUAACCUGGUACCUUCCGACAGUGGUCGCUACGUCUGCACGGCAACCAAUACGUAUGGCAGUGAGAGAGACAACACUGAACUCACGGUUGUUGCUGUGGAGCAGGUGUCUGUCCGCAUAGAAGAGCCAAAGACUGUGACUGUAGACCAGGGCCAGUCUGUCCAGUUUGUCUGCAGAGGGGCCAGCCAGGUGUCCUACACACUGGCGUGGACAAAACGGGGUGGAAGCCUGCCAGCCAAAGCCUUGGACCAGAACGGUGUCUUGUUUAUCCCCAAUGUUCAACGUGAAGACUCAGGCACAUACGUCUGUACUGGCUCAAAUGUCCACGGGAUCUCAACAGACAUUGCCAUUCUCACAGUAGGAUCUACGAGCAGUCCUCCAGAGGUGCGCAUUGAGCCCCGUUACCAGACUGUUGAGGUGGGUAACCCCGUGGAGUUCAGGUGUAUUGCCACCGGAUCUCCUCAGCCCACAGUCGAGUGGUCUAAAGGCGGUACAGGUCAGCUCACCCCAGGGGCUACCUUUGAUGGAGGCGUGUUCCGUAUUGCUUCAGUGACACGGGCCGAUGAGGCGGAGUAUUAUUGUAAGGCGACUAACACCGCCGGCACCACCACAGUCCGCACCAUUCUCUAUGUAACUGGAGAGUCUGUCACCAUCGACAUCAUCAUCAGGAACACAAAGGUUGUAGCACGAGAGGGUGGUACAGCUCGGCUGGAGUGUUCCACCAGAGACGCAGAAGCUGUGCUUGUCUGGACCAAGGCCGUAGGCGCCCUGCCACCAGGAUCUCAGCAGGAGAAUGGGGUACUGACCAUUCCGGAUGUGCGACCAGCAUACAGCGGUCAGUAUGUCUGUUCUGGCACCAACCCAUCUGGUGGCUCUGGUCGCUCUGUGGCCGUCCUGGAGAUCACAGCAGGUGGAGAGACCAUCAAAGAGCGUCCAUCGGCGACAAUUGACCCUGAUAGACAGGAAGUGGCUGAGGGUCACACAGGUACCCUUCGCUGUAUUGUUACUGGUGAGCCUAAACCUACAGUAACCUGGGCACGUGCUCGAGGUGACCUUAGCCCUAAUCACCAGGUUGACGGUGAGAUCUUGAGGAUCACCCAGGCAACAAUGGAGGAUCGUGGAAUCUACGUGUGUCGGGCAGACAAUGUGGCUGGGCGCGCUCAGGCUUCAGCUGUUGUAGAGGUGGCAAGACGCAGACGACCCAAGAUUGAGGUGUACCCUGAACCUGAGAUGACUGUACAGAGAGGAGGCUCCGUGCUGUUCCAGUGUCGGGUCAUGGCCGGCGACCCCCCACCCAAGGUCGUCUGGACCAGAGCUGGCAAUGAGCCGUUCACUGACAACACAGAAAUCCUGGAGAAUGGUGUGAUCAGAUUCAUGUCUGUGACGGGUGCCGAGCAGGGCGCCUACAUCUGUACAGCUGAGAACGGCAUGGGCACCAUCACUGUCACCGCUAAUCUCAGGAUUAAGGGUCCUCCCAGAAUUCGUGUCUCCCCAGGAAAUGUGGUCCGUGUCCGUGAAGGGGACUCUGUCAGGAUUGAAUGUACCGCAGAAGGAGACCCAACACCAUCGGUCUACUGGCACGAAAGGCGAGAAACCUUCCCAGUGGCAGCUGGGGCUGAUGCUAUUCCAAGGCAGCUAGGCUCCGCUGUGUUGGCCCUUAACCAGGUCACCCGCAGGGAUGCAGGCACAUUUACGUGUAUUGCUGAGAACACAGGGGGCAGAGUGGACCAGAGAAUACAGCUGAUAGUUGAAGAACGACAGGUUCCAGCCACUACUGGCUUGACGAUUGCUGGUCCUGAUUUAGUCAAUGUUGUGGAGGGACAGACACUGGAACUCAGGUGUGCUGCUGCAGGUAUUUUGGCUCCAAUUCUGCGCUGGUCCCGCCGUGAAGGCGCCCUGCCCCCAGAUCACACCGUCCAGCAGGGCAUCCUCACCAUACCCAGUAUCACGGGGGCAUAUCAGGGAGAGUAUAUAUGCUCUGUCAUCACCCCAACCCAGUCGUAUGAGGCCACUGUCACCAUCAUCAUAUCAGUGUCUCCACGCCUGACCAUCUCCCCUGCUCGAGUCUCUGCCAGGCCAGGCAGUCCGCUCUACCUGAGGUGUAGCAGCCAGGGGACUCCGCCCAUCAACAUUGAGUGGAGCAAGGUGAACGGCAUCCUGUCGCCCAGUGCAGUGGAGCGUGACGGUAUCCUGGAGAUUCGUCAGGUGACAGCAGCCGACGCAGGUCAGUACAGAUGUGUGGCGACGAACCAGGCAGGCAGCGCGGAGGGUAUAGCUGAAGUCAUUAUUUCAGUUCCACCCACUGUCGUUGUGUCCCAGAAGAAUUACGUCCACACAGUUGGCGAGUUUGUUGAGUUGAGGUGUCGUGCGACAGGAAGUCCACCUCCACGAGUAACCUGGGAGAAAGAGCUAGGGACAUUACCUCCUCGUCAUGAUAUUCAGAACGGCAUUCUUCAGAUUUACAGCGUGUCUGCAGCUGAUGAGGGUCGAUACAUCUGUACAGCAUCCAAUGAAGCAGGAAGCACCAGAGACUAUGCCUACCUGACCGUCCAAGAUGUUGGUGGUCCAAGUACUGGUAUUAAGACGGACACUCAGACUGUGGAUGUUGGAGAUCGCGUUGAGUUUGAAUGUAUCGUCACAGGUACCCCCAGGCCUACCAUCCAGUGGAACAAACUUGGCGGUGUCAUUCCACCCAGAGCUGUUAUCGGGGAGGGCAUUUUGAUCAUCCCCCAGGUACAGCCUGAAGACGCAGGCACAUACAGGUGCACGGCAACCAAUAUGGCUGGAUCCGUCCAAUCACAGGUCGUGCUCUUUGUCAGAGCUCGUCCAGUCAUCUCUAUACCUCAGAACAUCCGUACUGCAGCCCUGGGGAGUACAGCCAACCUGAACUGUGAUGCUCAGGGCUUCCCUCAGCCAGCCAUCACCUGGAACAGAAGAGAGGGGCAACUGCCAGGGGACCACAUUGUGAGGAACGGAGAGCUGACCAUCCCCACGGUGAGGCGAGAGGAUGCGGGUACCUACGUCUGUUCAGCUGCCAACGACUACGGAAUAACAGAACAUCCUGUUCAGCUGGUUGUAGGAGACCUGGUACCAUACUUCAGCCAGAAUCCUGUAUCAUACAUCAGUUAUGCUCCUCUCAGGGAUGCGUACCUCAACUUUGAUAUGCUUGUGUCCUUUAGACCCGAGGCCACUGAUGGUUUGGUGUUGUACAACGGCCAAUCUGACACAGGUAUUGGAGACUUCCUGUGUUUCGGCCUCCAGGACAGCUACCCGGAAUUCCGCUUCGAUGUAGGAUCAGGCCCAGCUAUCAUCCGUGGUAACCGGUCUUUGGAACUGAACAGAUGGCACACUGUUAAACUGAAGAGAGACCGCAAAUUGGGUACAAUGGUGGUGAAUGAUGAACCUAGCUACAUGGGUGAGGCUCAGGGCAGGUUUGUGGGUCUGGACCUGGAGGAUAGCCUCUACCUGGGCGCUGUACCAGACUUUGCCAGAAUCCCACAGGCAGCUGGAUUUAGAUCAGGAUUUGUUGGUACCGUAAGUCAGAUGGAACUUCAGGGUGAUUCCAUAGACCUGGGUGAAGAGGCUAGGUCCUUAGUGGGCAUCAGAGAGUACCAGGUGUGCCGGGAUAGCCCCUGUGAGAACGGCGGCACUUGCGAACCUGCUAACACCAACUACGGCUACAGGUGUAACUGUCCCCAGGGUUACGCAGGACGAAGGUGCGAGCUCUCCGGAGAAAGGUGCUACCCAGGAGCAUGUGGUUCUGAGGGGCGGUGCUACAACCAGCCUGGCCUGAGUGGGUACCUCUGUAUCUGCCCCAUUGGAAAGACAGGACCUGGGUGCCAAGUCGAAGUCAACAUUGUUGAUCCGUUCUUCAACAAGACAUCCUUUAUCAGUUAUCCAACAAUCCAAAAUGGCCGCCUGCAGGUUACCAUCAGCCUGUCAUUUAAGCCACGGUCCCUUGAUGACGGAAUCAUAUUUUACAAUGGUCAGCGGGAAGAUGGUGCUGGAGAUUUUGUUGCCUUGGUGAUGAAGGACGGGCAUGUUGAAUUCCGCUACAAUACAGGUUCAGGUCCAGCCAUCUUGGUUAGUCCUGACAAACUGCCUGUUGAUGAGUGGGCCUUGGUGUCUGCUCAGAGAAACGGCAGGGACGGGUCACUCACCGUCAACAAUGGACGAACCAUCAAAGCCACUCUGCGAGACAACUUCUAUUACUACUACAAUGGCCAUAAUAGACACAAAAAUGGUAGAAAUGGCCGUCGCCGAGGUUCUUCACGAGGCAGCACCCUGGGACUGAAUCUCCGCCUGCCCAUGUACUUGGGCGGCAUUGACCCUGCUUAUUCUGUGUCAUCUGACGCAGGUGUAGCAAGUGGAUUGGUUGGAUGUAUCAGUGAUUUGGUGAUCAAUGGUGAAGAGGUGGACAUUGUGGAGAGCUCCCAGGAAAGUGCUAAUGUCCAGAACUGUGGGGAUAGGAGCCCCUGUGAUAAGAGGCCAUGUCAAAAUAGUGGCAUCUGCGAGAAGGUGGAUGAGACCAACUACAAGUGUGUCUGCCCUGCCGAGUACACAGGUCGCAACUGUGAGACAGAAGUGAAUAUCUGUAUAACAGACCAGCCGUGUAGGAAUGGUGCACGCUGUUCUGUUGGGGAGGAUGGUUACCGAUGCUUCUGUCCUCUGGGAUUCUCUGGGAGGAACUGUGAGGACGCCAUUCAACUCGGACAGAGAUUCAAUAUCCAGGGCAACGGGUAUGUGGAGUUGCCCAAAACCUUGCUGCCUCACCGGAGCGGCCAAGUAAGGGAAGUAGUCAACUUGACCAUCACCACAGACUACGGAGAGGGACUGAUCUUCUGGCACGGCCAGGAGCCAGACCAGCCUCUGAGAGGAGGAGAUUACCUUGCCAUUGCUCUCAGUGACGGAUACGUCGUUUUUAUGUAUGAACUGGGCAGUGGACCAGCCCGGAUUAUCUCAGCACAGAGGGUUGAUGACGGACAGCCUCAUCGUAUUACAACAACACGGUUGGGCCGCAGUGGCACAAUACAGAUUGAUGAUGGUGAAGUGGUCAGUGGAGAAUCUAAAGGCAUACUACAAAUGCUCAAUGUAAAAGGAAGUGUCUUUAUAGGUGGUGUUCCUGACUUGAGUCUGAUGACUGAUGGCAAAUUCACGGAGAACAUUUCUGGCUGUGUACAAGACAUAGGCCUAUUAGACAAAGGUCCUAUUGAUAUAGACUCUCAAGCUGUGGGUGGUUUCAAUGUGGGGCCCUGCUUGGGCUAAGUUUUCAGCACCUCAACUUCUGAUCAAACAUACACUUAUUUAAUUAAACUCUCAGAAUCUACUACGUCCUGCAUCCAUGGCACGACUUCCUACCACCAUCAACACUAGCAGUCGCCUUACGAUCAGUGUACUGCCAGUGUAGAAAAAGCCAAUUUACAACCGUUGCAUGCAUGUACAUGCAUUCUUAGUCAGGUUUUUUUUUUUUUGAUAUAUACUAACUUUUUUAUGCCAAAAGUAUUUGCUCAUGGUAGAAAGCAGCCGCCUGUCCAGUGAAGACAGUGAUGAUAAUGGUGAUUAAUACCAUCAAAAUAUGCCAUGGAUUCUGUAAUUAGUUACGACGUGCUACAGUUUUAUACCUCUGAUGAUUGUACUGCCAGUUUUUUUUUAACCGUUUUUAACACAUAUUGUAUGACUGUUCCUUGUUUAUACUUUAUAUGUACCUAUGUGGGCAUCUGUCUUCUCUAUACCAUCUCUGUUCUGUGGGGGGUAUAAAGUUUGUGUACCUGCCCUUAUGUGGAGGGUCGUGGACUUCAAUUUAUCCUUGAGGUUGGACUUGUGAAACAGUAACGAGUGCGCAUGGCCAGUAGGAGCUCUUGUGUGGAUUAUCUGAAGGAAUGUAUCCCAGUAUAGGCCAGUAAGAGCUUCCAUAUGGAUUAGCUCGAGGAGUGUGUCUUGGUGGUUCCAUGGCCACUUUGAGCUCCUGUAUGGAUUAUCUUGAGGAAUGUAUCCUGGUGGUUCCAUGGCCAGUAUGUGCUCCUGUGUGAGCUCCAGUAUGGAUUAUCGUGAGGAAUGUAUCCUGGUGGUUCUGUGGCCAGGAUGAGCUCAUGUAUAGAUGAUCUUGAGGAAUGUAUCCUGGUGGUUCCAUGGCCAAUCCUUUAUGGAUUAUCUAGAAGAAACAAGAUCGUAUGUGCCAUUAAUAAGGAUAUGAUGGUGGAGAUGUCCCAAGAGCAUGGUUCUGUAAAGAUGGUAUCCCCUGCAGAAAGAGUUGGCAUACGAACCCUGGGGUGACGAGAAGGCAGUUGCCCGUUGUCUGAGAAGAUACUUUUUGUCAUGUUUUAUGUACCGGUAUUUACAUACUAUACCUUCUGACUGCCCCAGUUUUUUUAAAUAUACAUGUAGUGUUGAUGUUAAUGAUGUACUCAACUGUUUCUGUUGAGAAUUUUUAAUAAUAAUUGUAGUGGCUGCCUUUUCUUCACUGCAUAAUCCUUUGAAAGGGAAAGCAUUAUUAUGUUUUGGGUUACAAAAGCAUGUCAAUACCUCCCAAAUUUCAGCGUCUUUUUUAAUGGUCGCUGAAGUCAGUUAUCAGAUAACUCCCACUCAUCAUUUAGUUAUUUAUGUAUUCAUAAAUAUACGUGUUACUUUAGCCAUGAUAGUCGUAGCAUAAUUCACCUGGGAUUUUGUACUGCAAGUGUGACCACCUGCCCAGGGAGACGAAAUCUAUACGGUAUUGUAUAAUUCUCUGUUGGGUCGGGUGGUGGCAUAUUUUUGUACCUCUCUCUCUGAUAGAAAUGUAGAAAUAUGUUCUGGUUAAAGGAUUCCAACAUUUGCCACGUUCUUGUCACCUACGAUGCUGGAUCUUUGAUUCAGAUCUUCAGCCAGACCAUCUUUUUCAGGAUUCAGUGCUGUGUAAGAGCCUUUCAAUAGAAACGUUUUGUUUUUAGUCCUAGGGAGGUAUUACAUCGCUCCUAAUCCUCUAAUAAGACACCAAACAUCACUUUUGGAUAAUCCUGGACGAUACGUUCUCAUGUUUCCACUUAUGGAAAUUGGCUCUUAUUUGAAGAUUUAAAUGUCUGAAUCUGUAAACCAGAACUGGGUCCUGAACUUCAUGGCCUGAUAAUAGGAUUCGUAGGAUAUAUAAGAAUUGGUAAGUUUGAUGUUUCACUGCAGACUCUCUUCAAUCCAGUUUGUACCUAUGUGUUAUAUCUAUAUCUUUAUAUAGAGAAGUGUCGUGGACAUUUCGCCAAGUGUUAUAUGUGAGCACAUAUUUUUUACACUGAAGACGUUUGUAGAAAACUGUACUGGUUUUUGUUGUGGGUUCGAGACAACGACUUAUCUUUUACAGAUCUGCCGUAGGAAUUCGUCAAGCAUGCACUGAAAGGUGAACCAAAUUCCUGUGAUCACUGAUUAAAUAUAAUACAAACUAAUCCC
Messenger RNA from Liolophura sinensis, 15279 nucleotides. RefSeq names its product basement membrane-specific heparan sulfate proteoglycan core protein-like. Gene Ontology annotation, biological process: axon guidance; dendrite self-avoidance; homophilic cell-cell adhesion. Gene Ontology annotation, molecular function: calcium ion binding; cell-cell adhesion mediator activity. The record is from RefSeq and is a predicted model, not a curated record. Lineage: Eukaryota; Metazoa; Mollusca; Polyplacophora; Chitonida; Chitonidae. Gene Ontology annotation, cellular component: plasma membrane; axon.